Didymodactylos carnosus is the source of this 333-nucleotide messenger RNA. NCBI's taxonomy places the organism in Eukaryota, Metazoa, Rotifera, Eurotatoria, Philodinida, Philodinidae. The record is from the annotation of a GenBank genome assembly.
AUGGUAUCUACUACUAUUGAUACGUUCACUUCUCCACCACCCAAGACCAAUUCAUCGUUAUCAGCUUCAUCGUUAAUUGUCAGUUUAUCUUCGUCACUUUCAUCGUCAAAUCAAAAUUUAAAAUCAACAGAUCAAGAGAAUGAUGAACAAUGCCAAUCAACAUUACUGACAAGGAUAACACCAUCAACAUUACCAACGGAUAUUAGUCGCUCCAAGAAUGAAUCACCUAAUAAAUUUGGUAUACCUAAAACGGGUCGAAAAAUCUUGAGGGCUGAGCCCUACCUAGCCCAAAAUCCUGGUUCCGCCACUGAGCACAAUAUCAAAAAUUAUUAA